AUGCAUUAUCAAUCAGUGCUCUGCAAUCCUGGAACGUUUCACAACGAAACGUCGGGCAGGUGUGAGCCGUGUGCACGAGGAACGUAUCAGCGGAACAUGGGACGUGCUCGUUGCGAACUCUGUCCAAAAGCGUCCACAACAUUGCACCUGGCUGCAACGACCGUUGACGAAUGUGUAGGUGUGUGUGUAGCUUUACGCAUUGAAUGUCGUCCUGGAAACUACUUGGAUGUAAGCACUGGCGUUUGUGAACAGUGCGGUCAUAUGGGUUAUCAACCAAAAGCAGGUUCGACGAGCUGUUAUCCUUGUCCACACGGCACCGUCUCGUUGACGAAAAAUGCCACUUCACUUGGACAAUGCAUAUAUAACUGUCCACCGGGCCAACAGCACACAUCUGAUGGAGCAUGCGAACCGUGUGCAGUAGGCUUCUAUAAAGCGUUGAAUGACGUUCUAUGUCAACCAUGCCCGGCAUCGACCACAACUGAAGAUAUUGGUUCAACGAGUGCAACACAUUGUUUAUUACGUAUGAAUUUUUGA
Messenger RNA from Anisakis simplex (herring worm), 534 nucleotides. The record is from the annotation of a GenBank genome assembly. Lineage: Eukaryota; Metazoa; Nematoda; Chromadorea; Rhabditida; Anisakidae.